Trichogramma pretiosum is the source of this 683-nucleotide messenger RNA. Its product is annotated as calcium and integrin-binding family member 3-like. Gene Ontology annotation, molecular function: calcium ion binding. The transcript has 5 exons. The record is from RefSeq and is a predicted model, not a curated record. Lineage: Eukaryota; Metazoa; Arthropoda; Insecta; Hymenoptera; Trichogrammatidae. The coding region runs from base 96 to 683 and encodes 195 amino acids.
AAUCUCGAGACUCUUUGCGGCGCGAGCUUCCGGAUUUUUCCUUCUCUGUUUCUCUUCUCGCACACUCCAUUUGCGCGUGUACUCGAGUGGAAAACAUGGGCAAUAAAGUCGCGACUUUCAGCGAGGAACAGCUCGAGGAUUAUCAGGACUGCACCUACUUCACGCGCAAAGAGAUACUCAGAUUGUACAAACGUUUUCGAGAAAUGGCUGAUCCAGGAAUGGUUCCACGUAGCAUGACACCGCACGAGGCCUCAUCUCUGCGACUACCACUCGAUUAUUUAGCCAGAAUACCCGAGUUAAAGGAGAAUCCAUUCAGAGAACGGAUCGGGCGUGUAUUCACGAGGAACAGUUUGGACAACGACGAAAAUAUCGGAAUAUGCUUCGAGGACUUUCUCGAAAUGAUGUCGGUCUUCUCGGAGCACGCCCCGCGCGAUCUCAAAGUUUACUACGCUUUCAGAAUUUACGAUUUCGACGAGGACGGCCUGGUGGGCCCGAGCGACUUGGAGCGCACGUGCCGGCAAUUGGUGCGCGGGGCAUUGGCCGACGACGAGGUGACGACCGUCUGCCAGAAGGUGCUCGAGGAGAGCGACAUCGACGGCGACGGCGCCCUGUCCUACCUCGAGUUCGAGCACGUCGUCACUCGGGCCUCGGACUUUUUGGCCACCUUUCACAUACGCAUCUGA